AUGGAUCCAGCUUACUCGAAGAAGAAAAUCAUUGACCUGACCGACGCCGAGCUCGUUGCACUGGGUUUUAUGGGCGAAGAUGCUCCGCGAGACGUUGCAAUGAUUGUUGAACAAGUGAGAGGCUCUCCCCAGCGCCUCGGCUCUAUAACGUGCUACAUGGUCGAUAUCCUCAGACGCCAAGCCAUAGGCGAAAUACCAAGGAGCUUACCCCCAGCGCUGCCUCCUCCAGCUAUGUUUAACGUCUCUGAGCUUGAUUCUGGUACCACGGAAUCUCUCGUGGCCCCCCCCCCCGAGCUCAUGUGGCGCUCCGAUAAAGGGACGAACCCGUUCAUUACUCUUUCGCCUGGCGCCGAGUCCUUCCAUCUCCCAAUCAAGACUGUCCAUGGUGUCUACAACGUGCCACUUAGCUAUGUGUGGGACAAUGUGGCCCCGAAAAUUAUAGAGACGAUGAAAGCUCGCGGGAUCAAGUACUCUUCUAUGAGCACUGCUCGUUUCUCAAUCGAGAAGGAGGAUGGCUGCGACGGACCUUUGGGGCCUGUUGUCAUCUGGAUCGCUGUUCAUCCUGGCACUACCGACGUAGAGAGUGUUCGUGGCGCGACGCCAGACAUUUGCCGCAUUCUCGCUGACUUCAAUAUCACCGAUACUGUCGUCGAGUGGUAUGAAGGGGCAAUCACCCGGCUUGGUGGUUAG
Messenger RNA from Mycena indigotica, 690 nucleotides. RefSeq lists its product as uncharacterized. The transcript is spliced from 5 exons. NCBI's taxonomy places the organism in Eukaryota, Fungi, Basidiomycota, Agaricomycetes, Agaricales, Mycenaceae. The record is from RefSeq and is a predicted model, not a curated record. Bases 1 to 690 code for a protein of 229 amino acids.